Messenger RNA from Amyelois transitella, 4218 nucleotides. Its product is annotated as guanylate cyclase 32E. The transcript is spliced from 26 exons. The record is from RefSeq and is a predicted model, not a curated record. Gene Ontology annotation, molecular function: protein kinase activity; ATP binding; peptide receptor activity. Gene Ontology annotation, biological process: receptor guanylyl cyclase signaling pathway; intracellular signal transduction; protein phosphorylation. NCBI's taxonomy places the organism in Eukaryota, Metazoa, Arthropoda, Insecta, Lepidoptera, Pyralidae. Bases 119 to 3880 code for a protein of 1253 amino acids.
GGGAAAACUUUACGUUAUGGCGGGAAAACAAUUAUGCGAAUUUCGAUAGCGCUCUCUCUUUUUAUUGAAAAUAUUAUGAUAACAACUUAAUUGUGUAAAGUUUGAUCGAUUGGACACCAUGAAACCAAGAAAUAUAAAAACGUGGCGUUGGUGUUUAUGUUUGUUCCUACUAGCACUCAAUACUUCACAAGGUGAAAAGUUUACAUUGGGAUAUCUCACUGGAUCACAACGGCGACCUGGUGACUACAGCUACUCAAGACCUGGAAGAGUUAUAUCUGGUGCUAUAUCAAUGGCAGUCGACGAGGUAAAUGAAAAUCUAUUGGGGCCAAUGGGACAUUCUCUAGACUUUGUCGUAGCAGAAACUUAUGGACAAGAAGAAGUUUCUAUCAAACAAGUAGCAGCUUUGUGGGCGGCUAAUGUGACCGCGUUUAUCGGACCGCAAGAGACCUGCGUGCACGAGGGCCGCAUGGCAGCAGCCUUCAACCUGCCCAUGGUCAGCUAUUACUGCCGCGACGUGGCGAGCUCCAACAAGCGCGUGUACGCAACAUUCGCGCGCACUCGUCCUUCCGACAUCGACAUCUCUAGAUCAGUCGUCGCCGUCCUCACUCACUUCAAUUUCAUGCAUAUAGCCGUAGUCUACCUCAAAGCGCCAAAUCAUGAUUACUCUCGCCUGGCCCUUGCCAUCAUCGCAGCGGCGACUGAAAAACAAAUUUCGGUGCGAAAAGUGCAAGUGUACAGGCAACCUUACUACUAUGAAAAUACAAGGGAAAAUUUCACCCGCAAUCCCUUUAUCGACAUCGUUAGAGAGACGUACAAAGACACAAGAAUUUACGUGUCUGUUGGUUAUUAUCACGACCACAUUGGACUCAUGCUUGCUUUGGAUUCUAUGCAGCUCUUGGAUUCUGGUGAAUAUAUGGCUAUUGGUGUAGACGUGGAGCAAUACGACUCUGAGGAGGCUGUGCGGUAUUUAGCUGGUCCUCUCCGGAAAGAACCCAUCUCGAGGACUCUGAGGGCCUUUCGCUCGUACUUAGCCGUGGCUCCGUCGCCUUCGCCAUCAUACCCGGCCUUCGCAAAAGAAGUGAACCGAAGACUGGAAAUGCCACCGUUCAACUUCUCGAAUCCAUUGCACGCUUUCGGAGGUGGGAAAGUGAUACCGGUGGAGGCCGCGUGGCUGCACGACGCCGUGUGGGUAUACGCGCGGGCGCUGGCAACAGUGCUGCGGAGGGGCGAAGGCCCACGCGACGGCCGCGCUGUCGCCGCUUAUAUGAGGAACAACACCUACCGCAGUGUUAUGGGGUACUGGGUGCAUAUGGAUGAGAACGGCGACGCGGAAGGUAACUACACGCUGCUGUCAAUCGACCCUACACAGCCACCCGGCCUCUACCCGCUAGCAGUCUUACACAAAUCUGCGCCGGAGGUGCGAUUCCUGCGAGAGUUGAAAUGGCCCGGCGGAAGGAUCCCCGCAUCGGAGCCUCCGUGUGGGUUCCGCGGGGAGAAGUGUGUCAGUCACGUAGGGGCGUGGGCUUUGGGUGCUGCUGGCGGUACCCUGGUCCUGCUGGCGUUGGCUGCGCUGGCGCUGUACCGCGGCUGGCGCUACGAGCAGGAGCUGGACUCGCUGCUGUGGAAGAUAGACUUCAGGGACCUCCAGCUGCCCGAGGAGGAACAGCGCGCCAACAAACUGAAUAGCGGUGCGGGGGUCAACGUCAACUCCUCGUCAAACGCCAUCGGAGCCUCCGAGAAGAGUGGAGGGGGCAGCACAGGCGGUGUGCGCUCUAGCCAAGUUUCCCUGAGUUCAAACCCCGAUCUGGACUUCCGAUACUCGGCGAUAUUCACUGAGGUCGCUUUCUACCGAGGCAGACUCCUUGCAGUCAAACGUGUUAGAAGACUCCACAUCGAUAUUACCAGGGAAAUUAAAAAAGAGCUCAAAAUCAUGAGGGACCUACAACACGACAACGUGAAUGGGUUCGUGGGCGCUUGCAUCGAGCCCCCGAAUGUUUGCGCGCUCUCCGAGUACUGCACUAGAGGCAGCCUCAAGGAUAUUUUAGAAAAUGAAGACAUCAAACUCGACAACAUGUUUCUCGCAUCUCUAGUCGGUGACAUAAUUCGUGGCAUGAUUUUCAUUCACGAGUCACCACUGCAGUACCACGGCGCCCUGCGGCCGUCAAACUGCCUCGUGGACGCCCGCUGGGUGGUCAAACUAGCGGACUUCGGUCUCCGAGAGUUCCGCCGCGGAGAACUGCCCCCAUCAGAGCCCAACGCUCUGCGAUCUCAUAUUGAAAGUUUAGUAUACUUAUCACCUGAGCUUCUCCGGUCAGUGGGUUGGGGCAAGGACGCUUUCCCCGACCCGAAGGAGCACUUGGACGGCUCCCCUGCAGCGGACGUGUAUGCCUUCGCCUUAGUCUUGUAUGAGCUACAUACACGCAAAGGUCCGUUUGGACUCGAUACACCACCCACCCCGACCCUUCUCCGCCGGCUGGCGACGCCUGAACCAGCUCCUUAUAGGCCCCCAUUAGAGCCAUUGUCGGGACGUUUCGACUGCGUGCGCGACUGCUGCAAUGAAUGUUGGGCAGAGGACUCCACCAUUAGACCAGACUUUAAAUCUAUUCGCACGAGGUUGAGACCCCUGCGUAAGGGAAUGAAACCAAAUAUAUUUGACAACAUGAUAGCUAUGCUAGAAAAAUACGCCAAUAACUUGGAAGUACUUGUCGACGAAAGGACAGACCAGUUACAGGAGGAGAAAAAGAAGACUGAGGCUUUACUAGAAGAAAUGCUGCCAGCGCCAGUGGCCGAGCAGCUGAAGCGCGGGCGCCGCGUCAUGCCGGAGAGCUACGACUCCGUCACCAUCUACUUCAGCGACAUUGUGGGCUUCACGGCAAUGUCUGCUGAAAGCACUCCUUUGCAGGUUGUAGAUUUCUUAAAUGACUUGUACACGUGUUUUGACUCGAUUUUGGAGAAUUUCGACGUAUACAAAGUCGAAACUAUUGGCGACGCCUACAUGGUGGUGUCGGGACUGCCGCUCCGCAACGGCAUCGUGCACGCGGGCGAGGUGGCGUCCAUGGCGCUGGCGCUGAUCGCCGCCACGCGCGCCUUCCGCGUGCGGCACCGCCCCGAGCACAGGCUGCUGCUGCGGGUCGGCUUGCACUCAGGUCCAGUAUGUGCAGGAGUCGUCGGAUUGAAAAUGCCAAGAUAUUGCCUCUUCGGAGACACCGUGAACACUGCAAGCAGAUUCGAGUCUACCGGAGCGCCACUCAAGAUCCACUGCAGCGCGGCCUGCAAAGCUUUGCUAGACCAAUUAGGGGGGUAUAUUCUCGAAGAGCGUGGAAUCGUCUCGAUGAAAGGCAAACGCGAUCAAAUAACGUACUGGCUGAAGGGCGAGGAGCCCAGCGCGGCGGCGGCGCGGGCGGCGCGACGGGAAACCAGGGAUGAACCCGCUCCUCUGCCCACGGACAGAAGAGGGCAAAGGAGUUCUUUGAAGAGCAGGAAUUGGAAGAACCAAGUCGGCGGUUUGCACAGAUGCUGUAGUUUAGAAUCUCCUAAAAGAUUAAGAUUCGCGUCCGGCAAUCAUUUGGAAUCUCAUACUGAUAAUGUUUUACAUCAUCGGAGUGACGAGUAUUUAAUGGAGGUGGUGGGAGAAGGGCGGCUCAUGCCCACGCCUCGUGGCGACCUGCUAGAAGCGCCUCAACUUCGCCACGAGUACACCAGCGUCUCCUGCCCCAUCAUAGAGACGUCAGAAUGUUCCGCGCCCACCACCCUCACUUCCAGUGCGUCACCACUCCCGCAAGCCAAUGAGGACUGCGCGCCAAGCGAAAGCUGCGACAUCAAACUUGUCAUCAACGGGUACGACGACGGCGCCGGCAUACCGUUACUCGCCGACGCGUAAAAUACCUACUUACUAUCCUUGUACACAAACGUUCGCAGUUGCAGUGGUACAUCCAAUAUUGAAUAGGGGUAUAUUCCAGAGUGUCCUAAUAUAGAUAAUAUAUAACCCCGCUCAAGUUAGGUUCUGCAGAUUGGCGAUAAAAAUAUCGACAAAUUUCAGAGUAUCACAUGCUUUAGCAAUAGUGAUAUUUUAGUUUUUAAGUCUUAAUUGUAAAACUUAUUGUUAUCAAUGUAUUGUUAAACGUUUGUGAAUAAGGCAGCAUAACUAGUCAAAGAUUUGUAAUGCGAGCGAGAACUUGCGCCCGCCAUGACAUUUAUCUCAAAUAUGAGAACGUCGAC